This is a messenger RNA of Bradysia coprophila, 1332 nucleotides long. Its product is annotated as glutamine synthetase 2 cytoplasmic-like. The record is from RefSeq and is a predicted model, not a curated record. NCBI's taxonomy places the organism in Eukaryota, Metazoa, Arthropoda, Insecta, Diptera, Sciaridae. Gene Ontology annotation, cellular component: cytoplasm. Gene Ontology annotation, molecular function: glutamine synthetase activity.
CAAUCACUAUUAUAUUGUGUCUUGCUAAAUAUAAAGUCUCACUAAUGAAUUCGGACGCCCAAAUAAUUUUUCACUAAUUGAGUAAAUUAAUUUUAAUUAAGUUUUGGUAGUAAAAAUCGCAAAUACAGUUGCGUCCUAACACCGUUUUUUUUUUAAAUUGAUUCAACAGUGCGAAGUGACACAGCUGUUGUAUACAUAGCUUUUUUGAUUAAAAUUCAUUUUUAUAAUUGAGCAGCUGAACAAGUGGAUUACAUCCGAUAGGUGAAUAACUUCACUAAAAUAAACGCCGUAACAAUUUGCAGUGCUAUAAAAUUGCGAUUAUUUUGAAAAUACGGAACAGAUAACGUUGGGUAUGGCCACCAAAGAAAGUGAAAUACCAUUAGAAGUGAUAACUGAACCACCCAAAUACAAUCCAUUAAGCAGAACUGUUGUGGAUUCACCAAGCGAACAUGAGGAAAACUACGAAAAUGAAGGUGAAGAGGAGGAAAACCGGCGGAAAAGAAUGGAAGAUAAGUGCUGUAGUUGUUGGAAUGAUCCGACGGAUGACUCGGUCGAAGAUUCGGUGAUAUUAUGCUGUUUUCUCUGUAAUAACGACGAUGGAUGCUGUUCAGGAGAUGCGACAUGUUGCGAUUGCGAUGACGGCGGUGACUGUUGCGACGGAUGUGGUGAUUGUGAUGGAUGCGAUGGAUGUGACGGAUGUGACGGUUGUGACUGCGAUGAUUAGAGCUUGUUUUGCACGUAAACAGUUUAUUGGUACAAAAAAAUCUGUUGAGAUCCACCACUAAAUUAGUGGCACUAAUGUUCUUUGGAUUAAAUAAGAAUGACAGCACCGAGGGGGAAACCACUAUUUUGUGAUUAACAUGGUUAAUCAGUUAAUCUGUUAAUCAGAAACAUAAGUUUUGUGAAUCCGAACGGUUAAUCGGUGAUUAACAUUGAUUAACCGCUAUAUUUCACGUUUAUUUGUAGUUUUGCAACGAUUCCCCCGGUCAAAUGCUGGUAAAUCACCAAUUCAUCAUCAUGUUAAUCACUGGUUAAUCAUGUUAAUCACAUCAAUAAUAAAUAGUGGUUUCCCCCUCGGGAAAUUGCUCACGUAAUUGCAAUAAAAAGAGACAUUUUUUUUGUAAGUGGAAAAAUGAUCUUUUAUUAAUCCUGUUUCUUCUUAAAUGCACAAGUACAGAUACAGAUCAUAGUUGUUUAAUUAUCGCUUAACAUAACAAUAUUUUGUGUUUGUCGCUAAAAUUAUUCACCGAAAGAAAAAAAAAGUUUCCCUAAGAAAAUAUUUAAGAAUUUUCCCAACAAAUUUGGGUUGGGAACAUUUACGGUACGAAACCA